Messenger RNA from Ostertagia ostertagi, 282 nucleotides. Lineage: Eukaryota; Metazoa; Nematoda; Chromadorea; Rhabditida; Trichostrongylidae. The record is from the annotation of a GenBank genome assembly.
AUGUCGCGCGGCGGUGUCGAAGGAUCAUCCAUCGAUCCUAUGGAAGGCUCAGAGUCGAACAACAGCAUGUGCGAUCUUCUCAGGGAGGCGUUCUCGGCCACUGUCGCCCGCGAUUACGAAAAAGCAGUUUCGGUCGUUCGGUGUGCGGUAGCGACGGAUUAUGCGUUCGGGGUGGAAGAUCUCGAGCUCAUGGAUCACGUCUACGCCUGUAUUCUCAACACAUCGCACUAUGACGAAAGCGUUAUUGAGGUUAGAUACUGUCAUUAUGAUCUCCCUGGAAGG